AUGGCCACUGUGGAUGCAAUAGAUCGCCAAUUCACGAACGUCUUCAACGCUGCUGUUGAGCUCCGCGAACAAGAGCAAUUCGAUGAGUGUACCGAGGUCUUGCGCAAAAUGCUCGCCGAUCACGCUAUUCCUAGAUACCACCGUAUGAGAUGUCUCACAAUGCUUGCAUGCACUUUAGAAGACUGGCAUGAGGCAUACACCUGUUACGUCAAGGGUGAAACCAUAUGGCGUAUCACGAAGCACUGGCAUCGUAACGGCACAAACCCGACCGUGAACAGGGCCCUGGAUGAACUUCAUGAGACUUUGGAAGAAGUAAAGCAAGGUUUACUCGAAGACGACAUACGACCUGAGGACACACCAGUUCCGGAUGUUGAGGCCGAUGUGCUUCGUGCGAUAGCAGUAUACACUGCUGGAGUGUGGCAAGAUUAUGAGAUUGCGGAGGCAGGAGGAGAGGAGGAGUCAGAGGAAGAGAUAAGCGACGAAGAGGAAGUGGACGAUGAAGAUGAAGUGGGCGACAAGGGACCGAAAGUCAAGGUCGAGCAGAAAGCGAGCGAAAAAGAGGAGAGUGAUGCACAGAAGGCUAGCAAAAAGGAGACAGCGGUACCGGAUCAAAAGCCAAAGGACGAGAUGGUAUGUCUGAAAGCUGCUGCUACUGAAGGGGUUAUGUUGACAUCGCGCAGGUGCUACCGUACCGUCCGGCGUACAUACGCUGACCCAAUUUGGGAAGAGACAGGGAAAUCAUGUCAGAGAAGUCCUGGAGGCCAUUUGCUUGAUCAAGCACCCAGGUUCGAGUCUACAAUGGACACAGACCAGAAUGGACUGGACAAUCCAGCACCUUUGUCGGCGUCUGGGGUAUCGAUUCGUACAUACAUUCUCUUUAAGAUCUCUCUGUAG
Molecule: messenger RNA, 894 nt
Organism: Alternaria ventricosa
Lineage: Eukaryota; Fungi; Ascomycota; Dothideomycetes; Pleosporales; Pleosporaceae
Exons: 2
Coding region: 1-894 (297 amino acids)
Source: RefSeq, a predicted model, not a curated record